Brienomyrus brachyistius is the source of this 6890-nucleotide messenger RNA. RefSeq lists its product as uncharacterized. The record is from RefSeq and is a predicted model, not a curated record. Lineage: Eukaryota; Metazoa; Chordata; Actinopteri; Osteoglossiformes; Mormyridae. Bases 531 to 5321 code for a protein of 1596 amino acids. Gene Ontology annotation, biological process: DNA replication. Gene Ontology annotation, molecular function: nucleotide binding; DNA-directed DNA polymerase activity; DNA binding. The transcript is spliced from 5 exons.
AUUCUUCGUGGGAUCACCUACGUGUGUAGUCGGCACUUUGCCCCAAAAGAUAUACAUACGUACAUCAGCCAGUGUACGACUUUGGAUAAAAAAAGGGCAGUUCAGUCUAGAUUCCACUGGAAUGACCAGGGUAUACUAAUUAUUUUAUUACAGUUUCCUUUUCCAUCCAUCCAUUAUCGAUCAAUCUAAAUAUUUAUUUUACAUUUUCUUUUUAAUACAGUUUCCAUUCAUACAUAUAAAACAUCCAGGUAUUGAUUUUUGACAGCAAUAACUUGACCUGUAUAAUACAUAAAUCAUUUGAGAUAUUUACGGGACUGAAAAUGUAUCAUUUAUGCCUCCUGAUGCAAUGGCAAAGGAUCGUGACUAUACUUUCCAUCCUUGUCCAGAUGCAGCUCUAGGGUAAACCGGAAAUAAAGGCAAGUGCUGAAGUUACCUGACGUCACGUACGCCUGUUAUAAGAGGGGAAAACGUCGUUCUUUUUGUCAGUCAACAUUUGUUGUAAGUUGGUGUACUACGCACAAACUUUAACAAUGACAGUAAUGCAUACUUUGAAUGCUUAUUUGACCGAGCGCUUAACGCUGGCCGCUCGAGAGAUACUAGAAGUUGUGGGAAAUACGAUUUUGGAGUACCAGGAGGAAACUAGUCGACUGUUGAGGGAUAACGAAGAGCUUCGGCAGAGGCUCCGAGAGAUCGAGGCAAAAGAUCUAAUGUCGGAUAGCAACUAUCCUGUUAUUCUCUCUGUCUUCAGUGGAGCUGCUUCUCCCAGUCAACAACUCCAUGAGCCACAGUAUAAUUCCGGCCUGGAGGAGGACAGGGAACCUCCGCAGACUGACAUUAAGCAGGAAUUCCUCGGGCAGCAUGAGAGCAAACCAGAGCAGGGAGUCGUGGACCUGAACAAGCAGGCAUCAGCCCUCACGUGUGCCGAAAACCCUUCUGAACACAGGAUCCUCCAACCCUCACUUCCUUUUGAGGAGAAGACUGAAGAAGUGGGGUGUCUUCCUCUCAUGUUACCGGACCAGAUUAAGUCUGAGCUGGAUGAACUGGAUUACAAUAUACAAAAACAAUCCAUUGCCUCACAGCCAGUAAACAGAGUAAAUAAUAACAGUAAUACUGCUGAAAGUAAAAACUGUGCAGAAAGGAAAUGGAUGGACCGUGGUGGAGUAAUGGCAGAGCCUAAUGAACAGGACUCCAGUAGAGAAGUGUGUGACAUCCCAGUGGGUGGUGGAUCGCAGCAUCUCCCUUGUACCUCAUUAAGAGCUGAAAAGGGUGACAAACCAACCAUCACAUCAAAGGCUGCACAGAGAGAGACUGCGCUGACCGGUCAAGAGAGAAUCUACAAGAGACCUGAAUCAGCAGGUAUGGACGGAGCAACACCACCACCGGCUAUACCCGAAGCCUUAUUAAAUGAAAUAGACAUUAUCAACGACGCUAAUAAUGAAAAUGAUGCGGAUUACUCUGCUCAACACGACUCGCCUCCCGCGGCGUCUGAUGAAACAGUGGCCCCCCCGGAUUCUGAAUUGUGGGAGGCUUUGUCAGACGCAGAAUUUCUUCUCGAUGCUGAGGAGAUUGAAAAUGAAUUGGGGCUGGGACAAUUUGAAAAUGUUGAACGGGAAGGUGGCGCUGGUGUCGGUGAUGUGGACCCCCAGCCUGACGGGGUCGUUCAUCGCCGCAGAUUCAAUAACGUACAGAUUAGGCGGAUUCUCAAUAUCCCGCAACCUAGAAACGAAGGCAAUUUCCGCGAGUACUAUGAAAAUGUAAUCGAGGGGUUUCAAAAUAUUGUGAAUGAGGCAAUACCUUACGCCGCAUGGGGAGCUUAUAUACAGGUCACCCUGCGCGGUGACUUUUUAAACGACGAGCUGUCGCAAAUUGUACGGUAUGGGGAGGGGGAGCUGACAGACUUGCAGCAACUGCUGGAUCGCCUGGUGCAGUCUAAUCAAGAGAUUUUAAACGAUUCCAACCUAGAAGUAAUCGUAGACGUAAUAAAUAUCCCACGUGGCGGCGGGAACAAACGUAAACUACAGACCAUGUUAGCUUCAGAAAUAAUUUCUAAAAAAGCCAGACACAUGUUUAUCAUUAAUAACAACACCAACGCGUGUUUCGCCAUAAACUUGGCGCAUCUGCUGCACGAAAACUUCACUGACGCCGAGGGUGAAAAGCUCGGCCUAGAGUUACAGGAGAAAGCGGGAUUCACCCCCAACCACGCCGUUGCUUUGAAUGACAUUAUCAAUUUCGAGAAAAUCAUUGAUUGCAAAGCAGUGGUGUAUUAUCAGCAACCUUAUUCAAACAAUCUCCAAAUUUACCAGACACCCACACCUAUCGACAGUAGACGGGUGGUGUAUUUCUUUUUACACAAUCAGCAUUUUUACGGCAUUAAAAGCAUAAAGGGGUUCUUAGGGGUGGGCUACGUUUGCGCGAACUGUUUCAAAGGGUAUGACUUGCCUCACAGUCAUCGCUGCGAAACAUUAUGCAACGUCUGUCACACUAAUUGUAGAGGUGAAAGCACAUCUUCGAUACUGUGUGAGCGGUGUAAUUUCAGAUGCUCAAAUGACACGUGCUUUGAGCGUCACCGUACACCGAGGGUCUGCCCAGUUAGGGGGGAGCUUGCUAGCCCCUGUGACAAGUUCAGAAAAUGCGAAGCUUGCGGGCUCAGAUACUACCAAAGUCCCAAGAACCCAAAACCGCACACGUGUAAAGCAGUAAAAUGUAAUAUCUGCGAUGCUAAACUCCGCACAACCGAGUCAGACAUAUCCACCCCACAUCUCUGCUAUCUAAAUCCACCCGAGAAGCCUAACAGAGGGGAACGGGCCAAAAGGGGUGAGGACGGUAAAAAGGCCCCCGAAUAUGUGUUUUUUGACUUUGAAACAUCUCUGAGCUCGGGUACCCAUAUCCCGGUUUACGUCUGCGCCAUCUCCGAUCAGAAUGAGACAAUGACCGCCGAGGGGCCCGACUGCGCGCUACAGUUUCUCAGACAUUUCAGGGCGCCCUUCUAUAGAGGCGUCUGUUUCAUUAGUCACUACGGAAAGGCAUUCGAUAAUUACAUCGUACUGAACGCGAUGGUGAAGGAAGGCGUGGAACCGCGUGUGGUGUCACAGGGGAAUAAAAUCAUUCUCAUCCUGGACAGCGUGUUUGAGCAAAGGUACAUCGACAGUCACUCCUUUCUAAGCAUGCCGUUGAGAAAAAUCCCCGAUGCGAUGGGAUGCUCAACUCAGAUGCGAAAAGGCUAUUUUCCGCAUCAUUUCACAGACAUGGAAAACUUUAGUUACGUGGGGCCCUACCCCCCUCCCGAUCAGUUUGGCCCCGAUCAAAUGCCCGGCAAAGAACGCGUCAAGUUUUAUCAAUGGUACGACGGUGUAAAGCAUCAGACCUUUAAUUUUCACAAAGAGAUGAUCGCUUACUGUAAGAACAAUGUGAAGAUUCUGAGAGAGGGCUGCUUGCGCUUCCUGCGGGAGUUUAAAACGCUCACAGGUUGCGAUCCCUUCUCCACGGCGACCAUCGCUUCGGCCGCGUUGCUGGUUUACAGGACAAAGUUCCUGCCCAGAGAUACGAUUGCGAUCCCGGAUGUAUGGGAUUACAGGAGGCAAUACAAAAGUUAUUCGAACGUGGCGAUCCAGUGGCUGGAAUUCAUUGGGCGCACGCGCGGCAUCGAAAUUCGACACGCGCUACGUGGGGGUGAAGUGAGUGUGGGGCGCUUUCACCUAGACGGAUACGCUGAGGUAGAGGGAGAGAAAUGGGCUUUCGAGUUUCUAGGCUGCCAGUUUCACGGCUGUCCUACCUGCAACAACGAACACGAUAUCUGCCCACUGACCCGCGAGAGCUUUGGUGCCCUGUACGUUAAAACAAGGGAAAAACUCGAGGUGUUGCACCAAGAGUUUAAUAUGAACGUAGAAUCCAUUUGGGAACACGAAUGGGCUCACGCUAAAACUCACGACCCACAGGUACAGCAUUUCCUAUCAGACUUUGAGCCCCCUGAGCCCCUAAGGCCGCAAGAAGCGCUGUUUGGGGGUCGGACGUCGGCGAUUCGCCUGCGUUACGACGUCACGGGGCAAGAGCGCGUCCGCCACGUGGAUUUCACGUCACUGUACCCGUACACUCUGGCUAAAUGUGAAUUCCCCGUGGGGCACCCAGAAAUCAUUCAUUCAAAUUUUAAGCCUCUGAAUGAAUACUUUGGCCUGAUCAAAGCCACGGUCAACACCCCGCGCGAGCUGUUUUUCCCCGUCCUACCCAGCAGACUGCCAAAUGGGAAACUCGUGUUUACACUGUGCAGGACGUGCGCGAUCGAGAACAGACAGGAGGGGGCGUGCGGGCAUUCUGAUACAGAGCGGGCGUUGACCGGUGUGUGGGUCUCUGCGGAGCUCAAUCUGGCUUUAGACAGGGGCUAUUCGGUUGUGAAGGUGCACGAAGUGUGGCAUUUUCCCCAGACCAGCGGCGAGCUGUUUAGAGAUUACAUUAAAACCUUUCUCAAAGUGAAGCAGCAGGCUUCGGGCUACCCCGACGACGCGACCGAUGACGAGGGUCACAGGGAGUACAUUAAAAACUAUCUUGAGCGUGAGGGGAUCGAAUUGGAGCCCGAUAAGAUGGUGUCUAACGGGGACAAGAGGCAGGUGGCCAAGCUUCUGGUUGACUCUCUGUGGGGUAAACUGGCACAGAGGAGCAACAUGCUCCAGACAUGUAUAGUGUCUGACCCGGGGGUGUUUUUUAAUUUUUUCUGCUCGGACCUGUACAAGAUUUCCAGCUUCGCGUUUGUCAACGACGAGGUGGCCCUCAUCCGCUGGCGUUACAAGUCUUCCUACAAAGUGCUGCCGGGAAAGACUAACAUAUUCAUAGCGUGUCAAACUACCGCGUGGGGCCGGUUGACGCUUUACAAAGAACUGGAAAAAUUGGGGCGGAGGGUGCUGUAUCACGACACCGACAGCAUCGUGUACAUAAGCAGGCCGGGUGAAUAUGAGCCGACCUUAGGCAAUUACCUGGGCGAGCUGACGUCCGAAUUAGCCCCCGACGAAUACAUUGCUUCGUGGGGUGCGCUGGGACCAAAAAGUUACUGUUACCGACUCAACAACGGGAAAACACAAAUGAAAUGUAAGGGUAUAACUCUAAAUUACGAAACCUGUCAAAAGGUAAACUUUGACAGUAUGAUCGGAUUGAUUGAAAACUACAUUGGAGGCUGUAGGAAUAACCCCACUAUAAUGACGCACUACAACAAAAUCGAACGUGACAUGAAAAGUUUUCGCCUGUUUAAUAGGCCUCUAGAUAAAAAGGUCAGUGUCGUCUACGACAAACGCAGAUUGCUGGCUAGCGGGGAAACUCUGCCUUUUGGUUACUGAAAUGUAAAACUAGCAGCAUCGCAAAAGGGGUGUUGCGCGUCUUUAAAAAAUUCUUUUCAAAGAUGUUAAUUUGUUUUAAACUGAAAAAUGUUCAUAGUGAGAUGUUUUUUAAAAUCAACGUAAGAUGUACAAAUGUUUUAAAAAUGAAAAAUGUUCAUAGUAAGAUGUUUUUAAAAUGAAGUUUUUCCAAAGAUGUUUUUUUAAAAUCAAAGUAAGAUAUUCAUUUGUUUUAAAAUGUUCAUAGUAAGAUGGUUUUAAAAUGUAACUUGUGUGUGUUUUUAUUUUUCAAACUUGUGUACUGAAAUGUUUUGUACAUUUAUCACAAGAGUUUUUAUAAAAACUUUUACCCACGCACUUUGUGUCUGUGAAAGCUGACACCCCUGCAGCAGCAGUUUGCGUGCGUGUGUGUGUGCGUGUGUGUGCGUGUGUGUGUGUGUGCGUGUGUGUGUGUGUACGUGCGUGUAUGUACGUGCGCGCGGAAAGAUUUAAAAGAUUAGGGCAGUGUUUUCCGUUUCAUCAGUGUUUUUUUUUUUUUUUUUUUUUUUUUUUUUUUGCAAGAUGAUGGUUAGCGGCGUGAGAACGGUUUGCUGGGUAUGUGUCGGCCAUUGACGGAGAGGCUCAGAAAUUCCAGGUCACAAUGCUGAAACCUGAACGGUAGCUGCCAUAUAUUCAGCAUUCUCUUGUCCAGCUCCCCGGUCGCGUCCCACUUCAUAAAGGUGCUAUGUUGUUUACCAUUGCCAGCAUCUCUAUAGUGCAUCUCCAUUCUACCAAUGUCCGGCUCAAAGUCGGGGUCGGUGCUCUCCUCCAUCAUCGGGGUAACGACAGUCUUCAAGUUUCCCCAUUCCGUUUCGGAAAAACUCACCAGAUACGGGUCGUCUUUCGCGGGGUCUGGGCCGUCUCCGGUGACCUGAGACGCGCAGUUCCUCCGCAACGUUGUCAAAGAGGCAGACCAGUUUAUCCCCGUUGGGCAGCUCCCAGGUAGCCCUCGGGUCUUCCGACGCUCGCAUCAUAGGUACCCGUCUACAUGCCGUACGAAUCUUCCUGGGAGCCCCCGGAGGCCGCAUAACAGCCUCCUGCUCCUGCUGAGUCUUUGAAGGUGAGGUUGGAUCUUUCAUUUUAGGAGUGCCGGACAUGUCUGUAUUUUUUAAAAGAAUUAGUGUUGGCCCUACAGCGCAAAGCUCCCUAUAUUCUCCACGGCCUGCUGGUGGGGGCGUGGUACGCAUGGUAAGGCCUCGUGCCUCUUUACCAUAGGAGGAGGAGGAAAACCCCCCUCGACGUAAUAAAAUUAUCUGUACUUGUGCGCGGUCAUAUAUGAAAAACAAAACUUCAAACAGAAUUUACUGGGAGACAAAAUGUCCAACUUGAUGUGUGGGCCCAAGUUAUUAGAGAUGACCCGGAUGACCUACCGCGAUGUACAAAAGUGCGGCCCCAUACGCUGAUGUAAUACAAACGCUUGCGUGAGGAAAAACACAUACACGGUCAAAACUACCGCCAAGCGUUUUUAUUGGACGUCAGACCCUCCGCCUCCUCUCAUUCUUUGCUCCAACUUUCAUUUUCUCCCAGAGUGUU